Molecule: messenger RNA, 1095 nt
Organism: Brettanomyces nanus
Lineage: Eukaryota; Fungi; Ascomycota; Pichiomycetes; Pichiales; Pichiaceae
Exons: 1
Coding region: 1-1095 (364 amino acids)
Cellular component (GO): RAVE complex
Source: RefSeq, a predicted model, not a curated record
AUGACGACCCAAAUAUUUUCUGACACUGCCCUAUCGACCUCAGAUAUAGAAAACCUCACAAAUGAAAACGAAAGUAGAGAGUUGAAAUGGCUCAUUAGCUCCAUAAUAAAGCCUCAACUACCCGAAAUAAGAGAGGGUCUCAGCUCGUGCUUAAGACAGGUUUCCGAAGAUAACGAAGAAAUCUUCAAACUUCCUCUUUCUUCUCAUAAAUCCGAGAUGCUCAAGGGAACAGUAAGUCGGCAGAAUUUCAAGAUCGUCGGUCUUCACGUAUCUAUCAAGGCCAAGAAUUUCAAUGGUGGUAAGUCAUAUGAUUUGACACUCAAACCUGGAGUCGAUAACUUUAUUAUAAUACGACAGCUCCUCGAUUGUCACGAUUACAUAUACAAUGCGGUACAUACGAUAGACAAAAUUGCUGAUGCAGAUAAAUUGGACUCGAUGGUAUUUGUGAAAUACAUCGAGCAACUAUACAGGCAUAUCAGCUCGGCUAAAAAAGCCCUCUAUUUGCCCAAUCCUGCCUACAUUUUUCCCGAAUACAGAAAUUGCGCUUCUAGUUUCGAGCCUGAGAUGCCAGAACAGAUUAGUUUGGACUUCUUUGUCAACAACAGCGAGCUUACCAUUGACUUUCAAAACCUUAAAAGAGUCGCCAGAAAACCGUGGUGUACUAUAAUCGACAAAGCUGGUAGAAUAUCGUUUGUAGAUCACGUGCGAGACAAAAUAUCCAAAGAUAGAGCUCGUUCUAUUCAUCAAAUCAUAGUUGAUGAGUAUCAGAAACUGCUCAGAUGGAAGAAAGCCAUUCCUGCUGAUAAUGACGUUAACGAGGAAGAGACUACCAGCACUAUCGGUAUGGCUCUCAAGUCUAUUUUUGUCUCCAGCGGAGAUCCAUCACUUUCCACGUUGCUUAAAAGCGCCAGCAAGUACUUGGAGCAGUGUAUUACCUACAUGGACAACACUAACAAACCUUAUGUGGUGAAUAUCCUUGAUAAGUGCGAAAUGAUCACUUCCGAUCCUAUCUUAUUGUCACUUAGUAUCAAACUGGAUAGUCUAGAGAGGGCCGUACACCGUAUUGCGGAAAAUUUGAAAAAUCUGACGCUUUAA